AUGGGUUCCACCGGAGUCGAGUUCAAGAACCCCGCCACGGGUACCCUCCUGGAGGCUGUCAAGGCCCGUCGCACCAUCUACGGCCUCAAGGCUGAGAGCCCCAUCUCCGACGACACAAUCGAGUCCAUUGUCCGCGACUCCGUCCUGCACGUCCCCAGCUCCUUCAACACCCAGACCUCUCGCGUCGUUCUCCUCUUGAAGGAUGAGCACAAGAAGGUGUGGGACAUUGCCCUCCAGGCCAUGGAGGGGCUCGUUGCCGCCGGGGCUCUGCCCAAGGAGGCCUACGAGUCUUCCACCAAGCCCAAGCUUGAGGGCUUCCGCAAUGGCUACGGAACUGUCCUCUUCUUCGUCGACUAUGACGCCCUCAAGGACAUCAAGGAGAAGUUCGCCAUCUACGCCGACAAGUUCGACCCCUUCGCUCUGGAGUCGAACGCCAUGUCCCAGUACCUUGUCUGGACCGCUCUCGCCUCCGAAGGCCUCGGUGCCAACCUCCAGCACUACAGCCCCCUGAUUGACGAGCAGAUUCAGAAGCAGUGGAACAUCCCUGCCAGCUGGAAGCUCGACGCCCAGCUGGUCUUUGGUACCCCUGCCGGUGGCCCUCUCGACAAGACCUUCGCUCCUAUCGAGGACCGCUUCAAGGUGUUCGGCAAGUCGGCAUAG
Molecule: messenger RNA, 660 nt
Organism: Aspergillus puulaauensis
Lineage: Eukaryota; Fungi; Ascomycota; Eurotiomycetes; Eurotiales; Aspergillaceae
Product: nitroreductase family protein
Exons: 3
Coding region: 1-660 (219 amino acids)
Biological process (GO): cellular response to oxidative stress
Source: RefSeq, a predicted model, not a curated record